GGGCUACAAUGCCCGCCUUGGACGGCCUUAUAACGGAUGAGUUCUGGCUGCUUGCGCAAGGCUCGUCCCGCAAACCAACUUUACACUACACCAUGAAAGUCAUCUUGUCGGGCUUGCUUCUUUGCGGUAUAGCGCUCGGGAACGCAGUGCCGUCAAAGCGACAGACCCUCGGCUCUCCUGCGGCGUUGAAUGUUGUCCAAGACGGCGAGAUAUUGGGUGAACUAUUCGUCACUGGCGUCGGCGCGACUGCCACGGUCACAGCUGACACCGGCACGUCCUUCUACAUUUCCUCCGACUUCGACUUCCUGUACGCCGACAUCGACGAUACGUCUCAUGCCUACGUGAACUUCCAAAACUUCGGAACCACCUGUGGCACCACCGGGGACCUCAUCUUCACGACGUCCGAUUCGAACAAGUGCUCCUCCCAGGGACCGUUCAGCGUGACAGAAAGUGGAGUCUUGCAAUACGAGUCUGGGCCAGGAUCGUUCCUGGUCUGCGGGACCGACCAGCAUAUCGCUUUCAUUAGCUCUGGGUCCGCUCCGUCUGGCUGCGCGAACGUCGAGCUGAAAUUCUUAGCUUAAU
Molecule: messenger RNA, 582 nt
Organism: Phanerochaete carnosa HHB-10118-sp
Lineage: Eukaryota; Fungi; Basidiomycota; Agaricomycetes; Polyporales; Phanerochaetaceae
Exons: 3
Coding region: 9-581 (190 amino acids)
Source: RefSeq, a predicted model, not a curated record